Papilio polytes (common Mormon) is the source of this 5255-nucleotide messenger RNA. RefSeq names its product DNA-directed RNA polymerase, mitochondrial (gene mtRNApol). Gene Ontology annotation, biological process: mitochondrial transcription. Gene Ontology annotation, molecular function: DNA-directed RNA polymerase activity; protein binding; mitochondrial promoter sequence-specific DNA binding. The transcript has 24 exons. NCBI's taxonomy places the organism in Eukaryota, Metazoa, Arthropoda, Insecta, Lepidoptera, Papilionidae. Gene Ontology annotation, cellular component: mitochondrial DNA-directed RNA polymerase complex. Bases 135 to 4325 code for a protein of 1396 amino acids. The record is from RefSeq and is a predicted model, not a curated record.
ACUUUUUACGGAAUCUGUGAUUAUUUUGAUAUUUUUUUUUAGUUUGAGACUUCAAUUUCACGUGGUUUUCGUAAAAGUGCCCUAUUAUCGGCAUGCUUGAUUUUGCAUAUUUGUGAUUUGUAUUCUUAAGUGAUAUGCACCGUCUCAUUUCAGCCAAGAAAAUCUACCCUGGUACUUUUCACGGGGUUGGUUUACCUCAAUGUACUUUAAAAAUUAUACGAGCUGCGGAUUUAAAAUGUUCAUUCUGUCAAAAGGUUUUUCUCCAGGCACAAAAUCGAGAGUUCAACAUUCUCACGAGGCAUCAGUCAACAAAACCUGCCAGCGUUAGAUCGCAUAAAAAAAAGCUAAAACAUAGCAAUUACAAAAAAUAUGGAGAGCUGCUUGAAGUUGGAGAGUCUGCGAUGACAGAGAUGAAGGUGUCAAUCAGUAAAUUACAUGCUACACACUUAUCCAAACUAGCCUCUAGUUCCGUUUCACUUGGUCAACUUCAUCAACUUACUAAAAAAACUACAAAAAAAGAUAACAUAAAAGUAGAUCAAGAACUACUGCAGAGUGUUAAAGAGAAGAUUUUAAAGAACACAACAGUGCCAGUGAUAAACAAAGAUAUAAAAUUAGAAGAUGAUGAAUGUGCUUUAGUUUUUACUCAUCAUAAAAUAUCCACAAUUGAAGAAAGGUUUAAAACCAGUCAGUAUAUAAAUAUGGUGAAAGAGAGUUAUUACAAUUUUCGUAGGGCUACAAUCUAUGAUCAGCGUUUGCAGGAUUUACGGUAUGCUAUUAAUGAGGGACUGACACAGGAGUUUGACCUUGGCAUGUCUCCGAUUAAGAAACCAGAUAAUGUAAAUGUUGAGUCUCAGGUGUUACCAAAGGGUCCCCAUGCUGUUUUCAAAGAGUUGUUUGUAGAUAAUCCAUUGGAAAAUUAUGAUAGAGAAUUUAUGAACCAAAUGUCCAAUUACCAACUUCAAGGUAUUGCCCACCCUGCGCUAGAUGUUUGUGAAGAGUCAGUAUUUCAUCAUGAAAUAGAACCUAGAGAUGAUUUUGAUGAAGGGCUGAGUGAAUCUGUCAAUGUUAAGAAGUUGAACAUAAAGAAAGCUCAGCAGGCAAUAAAGCAAAAAAAGAAGAAGAUGAAGGAGAAACGCAGAAUGGCCCAGGAGAUCAAUAUGAAGCAGGAUAUUCGGGAGUUGGAGAAGCGAGGCAAACAGCAAGCAUUGCACAAGCUGCUCACUGCGCAUCUGCAGCUUUUGUGUUCACUUAAUAUGAUACAAGAGGGUCAUCAAGUUUUACAGUAUUACAGAAAGAAGCAAGCACAUUCACACGACAAUCCUAAAAUUAUGGAUGUCAAAGUUUACAAUACAUUGCUGCAUGGGUAUGCAUCACAGGGAAAAAUAGAUAAUGCCAAAGAACUCUUGUCAUUUAUGGAAGAGGAUGGAAUAACUCCCAAUGCUCAAACAUUUGCAGCAAUAUUUGAAUGUAUAGAGAAAAGUGUGACUAAACAGAAGCCAACAGUAUUAGAAUUCUAUAAUCAAAAGAUGCAAGAAAAGGGUAUUACAUUAAAUGAUCUAUUAGAUAAAACAAAGUUUGUCUAUGAUCAGCGUGAAGUUGUAUUAAACGCAAUUCAUAGAUUGCAACCUGAUUUUGUACCAACUUACACUCCACCAGUCCUAGAUUACGACUGUCCGUUACUGGAAAAAUUAAAACUAAAUGAUACAACAAAUAGAAAAGGCCUGCUUAGUUCACCAGCUGAAGGGCUACUCAGUCUAGAAGAUAUGAAGAAGAAAGGACAGAUGCAGUUUGAUAUGGAGAUUAACGGAGAAAUUGAAGUUCAAAAUAUCGCAGUGCAAGAUGUUGAAACAGAGAGUGUGAAAUUAUAUAGGGCAAAGUUACAUGAAACGGAACAAGAGUGGCGUACAGUUAUAAAGGAGGCGUUUAUACGUAACCUAAGUACUUUGAAGUCUCAAAGCAACGCCUCACAUUCUGCUAUCACUUUGUACCCUUAUCUUAAAGUUUUAGAGGUGGAUCAAUUUGUAGAACUAAUGAUGGGUGAGAUUUACAAGUUAGUUGAUGGCAGUGAGAGUUACAGUCCUACUCUCAAACUGUUGCAGCGCUCUCUCGGCACUCAAGUAUAUCAUAAAUAUCAAAUAGAGCAGUACCGACGUAACGGCGUGCUGAAUAAAAUGGAGCAGAUAUACGAGAAGUACUGCGAGUGGUACUUGCAGCGGCGCUCCGUGGACGGCUCGCAGCAGCCGUACAACGGCCGCCAGGCGUGGCAGGUGCUGGAGCAUCUCAACAGAGAUGGUGCUAGUCUGGAUUUAGAUGAGACACCAUGGCCCAUGGAAAUGCGUCAGAAUAUCGGAAAGUUUUUGUAUAACAUCAUUAUUAAUGAUGUCAAAAUAGAUGUCAACAUUUUUAAAGCAAAUCACAAACAAAAGAAGCUACCAGCGGUAUACAAGGUGCACCGUCCGUGGGGCUGGCUGGUGCGGCUGGAGCUGAAGCCGCACCCGGCGGUGGCGCGGCUGUGGGCGGCGGCGGCGCGCCCCGCCCUGCGCCUGCGCGCCGCGCUCGCGCCCACGCGCGCCCCGCCCGCGCCCUGGCGACACCACCGCGCCGGCGCGUACCUGCUCACUGACACUCCGCUCAUACGGUUGCCAUUUUACGUGUCAAAUCAAAUGAAGCGGAUAGAAGAGUCACCUCAACAGGCGCUGUACCCUGUGCUGGACAGCCUCAACCAGCUGGGGGAGGUGCCCUGGGUCAUCAACCAGCCUAUCCUGGACUUGCAGAUUAAAGUUUUCAGGUCAGGUGGAAACAAGAAAUUGGAUAUUCCGUCCCCGGCGUCGUCACUGGACGCGUCUCAGUUCCCAGGGGGCGGGGCCGGCGGAGGCGGGGGCGGGGCCAGCGCCGCCGCCAACUUCAAGCGACGGCUCGCUAUCAACCGCGCUCGCGCAGACAUGCACUCGCUGUGGUGCGACGCACUGUACAAACUAUCACUCUCUAAUCAUUAUAGGGACAGUAUGUUCUGGUUGCCGCACAACAUGGACUUCCGCGGGCGCGUGUACGCGGUGGGGCCGCACGUGUCCGCGCUGGGGGCGGACGCGGCGCGCGCGCUGCUGCGGCUGGGGCGUCGCCGCCCGCUCGGGCCCACCGGCCUGCGCUGGCUGCUGCUGCACGCUGUCAACCUCACUGGCACCAUGAAAAACAACACCCUCGAUGAAAGAUACGAGUACGCGCAGAGUAUAUUGGACAAGAUCCUGGACUCGGCGGACCGGCCGCUGGAGGGCGAGGGCUGGUGGCAGCGCUCCGAGGAGCCCUGGCAGACGCUUGCCUGCUGCAUGGAGAUCGCCAACGCUGUCAGGUCUCCCAACCCUGAAGAGUACUUGUGCGGGUUCCCGGUGCACCAGGACGGGUCCUGCAACGGGCUGCAGCACUACGCGGCGCUGGGCGGGGACGCUGCGGGCGCGGCCGCAGUCAACCUCGCCCCGCUGCCGCGCCCGCAGGACGUCUACACCACUGUCGCUAAAAUGGUAGAGGAGAUGCGGGCGCGCGACGCGGCGAGCGGCGUGCCCGCGGCGCAGGUGCUGGCGGGCUUCGUGCGCAGGAAGGUGAUCAAACAGACGGUGAUGACCACCGUGUACGGAGUCACCAAGCACGGCGCCAGGCUGCAGAUCGCUAAGCAGUUGAAAGAUAUCGAGGAGUUCCCCAAGGAUCAAGUGUGGGCAUGCUCGCAGUACCUCACCACGAAGACCUUCGACAGCCUUCGGGAGAUGUUCACCUCCACCAAGCUUAUACAAGACUGGUUCACUGACUGCGCUAAGCUGAUAUCGGGCGUGUGCGGCGAGAGCGUGGAGUGGGUGACGCCGCUGGGGCUGGCCGUGCUGCAGCCCUACUACCGCCGCGCGUCGCCCGCCACCGCCCUCGCCGCUCCGCUAGACCAUCACCAACGUCCGUGCACAAUGAAGCAGCGCAACGCAUUCCCGCCAAACUUCAUCCACUCGCUGGACUCCACGCACAUGAUGACUACGGGGCUGCACUGCGCCGCCGCCGGGCUCGCCUUCGUCUCCGUGCACGACUGCUACUGGACGCACCCCGACACCGUCGACACCAUGAACAAGAUUUGCCGUGAACAGUUCGUGGCGUUGCACUCGCAGCCGAUCCUGGAGGAUCUUUCCAAGUUCCUCGUGCAGCGCUACAGCUACUCUCAGAGUGAAAUAGAUACAGGCGAAGGUUUAGGCACAGAGAAUAAGAAGCGUGUGAACAGCGUGUUGGGGCGCGUGCCGCCGCGCGGAGACUUCCACAUCGAUAACGUACUCAAAUCUGUGUAUUUCUUCAGCUAGAUAAUAAAUACACUCGAAUUAUGUCCACUCAGGUUGUAAGUAUUUUUAUAUUUGACGUUAUACAUAUCUCAUUGACUAUGAGAAACAUUUGAUUUAAUUACAAACAUUUAUUAAGGAGGGUUUUCUCAUACGAUUUUGACCAUAUUUUAAAAGUGAAAAAGUAGUCAAGGGCAAUAUUAUGUAAUCACUGAUUUUAAUAAAUGGGUAGGACAUUUUCGUGACUUUAAAUUAUUAAUUUGUAUCCUUGCCACCACCACCAACCACGACUCAGCGUAAAAAUGACAAAGAUCAUACAGGCACUAAAUACCACGUCUUAUAGCCUGUCCAUUUAUAGAGAUCAGUGAAUGGAUUCAAUAAAGUUGGAUUACUUAUUUAAAAAUAAAAUUUUCGUAUUUCAAACUUUGUCGCUAACGCUUGGUGUGGUUAAAAUUUUGAGAUGGAUUCAUUUCCCCAGUUAUUAUUUUAACGUCUUGUAUAUCUUGAAUUUGUAUUGUAUUUAUAGACUGAAAUGUAGACGAUAAUGUUCGGCUAAGGUUAUGACAAAAUAUGAAAUGUCAGUUGUCCAAUGUUAGUUUACUGUGUGGUCACUUAGACUUUCUUAUUCUUUCGUAUUUUGUUGUUUUUUUAAAACCAUUAAUUUCUUAAACUUAAAUGUGUCUUAACAGACUAAAAAAAUAAGUCUUCAUCUUCACAGACAUUAUUUUAUUUAAUAUCCAUUUAAUUUGAUUCAAAAGUUCCUAAUUUUGUCGUAAUUUUACAUGACAAUGUUUAUUGUUAUCAUACAUCGCUUCUGUAGAAGGAAAAUGUGCUCGUUUGUGUUUGUCAUAUUUUCCCUUAAGUUCUUCCUUGUCCUCAACCGUAUGUAGAUUUGGAUAGUAUGAAUUACAAUCUGUGAUUUGUUAAUAUAGAAAAUAAAAUAAGUUAAAACAA